CUCUCUACUCGUUCUCUCUCCUCCCCCCUCUCUAUCUCUCUCUCUCUCUCCCCUGCGGCAACUCCUCUCUCCUCCAAUCCCAGGCGAAUUCCUCGCCCCCUUCCUCCAGCGCGUGCCCGGAGCCUCGUCUUCCCCGACCCUCCCGCCCUGAUUCGCCGCUCAGCGCUCCCCCCUUCCGCCGCAAAGGGGGGGAACUCAUGGCGAGGCUAGUGGCUCUGGCAUUGGCGGUGGCGGUGGCGGUGGGGGUCCUCGUCAUCGCCCGGGCGGAGGCGGAGCCGCGGUGCGCGCGUCGCGGCCGGAGCGCGCCGCCGCGGCCGCACAGCGUGACGAUCACCGAGUUCGGGGCCGUCGGCGACGGCGUCACCCUCAACACGGUGCCCUUCCAGAACGCCGUCUUCUACGUGCGGUCCUUCGCCGACAAGGGCGGCGCGCAGCUGUACGUGCCCAAGGGACGGUGGCUCACCGGCAGCUUCAACCUCACCAGCCACCUCACCCUCUUCCUGGAGAGUGGUGCCGUCAUCGUCGGCACACAGGAGGUGUCACAGUGGCCUGUUGCGGAACCUUUGCCAUCAUAUGGACGGGGAAUGGAUCUUCCAGGUCUGAGACAUCGUAGCUUAAUAAAUGGGCUGAAUCUAACUGAUGUUGUAAUUACUGGGAAUAAUGGAAUCAUUGAUGGCCAGGGUUCCACAUGGUGGAACUGGUUUCGCUCAAAUAAGUUGAACUAUAGCCGUCCUCAUCUUGUGGAGUUUGUGGAUUCUGAACAAAUUGUUAUUUCAAAUAUAACAUUCUUAAAUUCCCCUGCAUGGAGUAUACAUCCAGUGUAUUGCAGGAAUGUUGUGCUCAAUAAUAUCACAAUUCAGACUUCAUUGGAUGCUCCACUUAAUCAUGGAAUCGUUCCAGAUUCAAGCUCAAAUAUGUGCAUCGAAGAUAGCAACAUCAGCGUUAGCCAUGAUGCCAUCUCAUUAAAAAGUGGGUGGGACAACUAUGGCAUUACUUUCGGAAGGCCAACUUCAGACAUUCACAUUAGAAGAGUGAAUCUGCAAUCCCCGUUGGGUGCUGCCCUUGCAUUUGGGAGCGAGAUGUCUGGUGGGAUCUCAGAUAUUCAUGCCGAUCACCUCCGAAUCCACGGUUCAUCCAAAGGCAUCUUCUUCAAGACUGCACAAGGCCGCGGAGGCUAUAUAAGAGAUACCGUAAUUUCAGACGUCCAAAUGGAAGAUGUUAAUGUUGCCAUUGCAUUCACCGGUUCUUGGUCAAGUCACCCAGAUGACCAUUUUGAUCCAGCUGCACUCCCACUGAUUAAUCGAAUUACCCUGAAGAACAUGACUGGAACAAAAAUCUCGGUCGCCGGCGUUUUGUCAGGAAUCACUGGCGAUCCAUUCACCGGAAUAUGCCUCUCCAAUAUCAAUUUUUCCCUAGCCGAUUCGGCCAAUUCCACCUCCUGGUCUUGCUCCAAUGUUUCUGGAUACUCCAAGCUGGUACUUCCUGAGCCUUGCUUAGAUCUCCGGACUACACCUUCAAACUCCUCCAUCUGCUCUGCCCUCCCUAGCUACCAUGCCAUCGCAGUAGCAUAAAUGCAUAGAGUACAAAGUGUUCAUCCUUACCCUGUUUCAGUCCCUGUACAAUUCAGAGACAUCUAGCCUUUUCCUCCAAAUUCUUUCAAGCCAGGGCGUGCCGUCAAGGGAUCAUUCAUCGUUCCUACAAUCAGCUUCAAGGCUCAGAAUACAUUCCGCAUCGCCUUCUUGAGGAGCAAGUCCGUCGGGUGAUCAAUCGGCAUCGAGCUGUUGAUUUGCUUGUACAGUUAAAAUUUCUUCAUUCAAUCUGUAAGAAAAAUUUUUGUGGUAGGGGGUUGAGUCGGGUGAGUCCGGAGAGUUGCUUCAUACAGUUGUCAGAUUUGGUGGUAAAAAAUAAACACAUCAUGAGUUUCAUGAUCCAGGCACC
Molecule: messenger RNA, 1938 nt
Organism: Panicum virgatum (switchgrass)
Lineage: Eukaryota; Viridiplantae; Streptophyta; Magnoliopsida; Poales; Poaceae
Product: probable polygalacturonase
Exons: 6
Coding region: 198-1571 (457 amino acids)
Biological process (GO): carbohydrate metabolic process
Molecular function (GO): polygalacturonase activity
Source: RefSeq, a predicted model, not a curated record